Messenger RNA from Esox lucius (northern pike), 7607 nucleotides. RefSeq names its product histone deacetylase 4 (gene hdac4). The transcript has 27 exons. NCBI's taxonomy places the organism in Eukaryota, Metazoa, Chordata, Actinopteri, Esociformes, Esocidae. Gene Ontology annotation, cellular component: histone deacetylase complex. The record is from RefSeq and is a predicted model, not a curated record. Gene Ontology annotation, biological process: negative regulation of transcription by RNA polymerase II; chromatin organization. The coding region runs from base 447 to 3632 and encodes 1061 amino acids. Gene Ontology annotation, molecular function: histone deacetylase activity.
GUCCUAAACCCUACUUCUGGAAAGAGUAGUGGAACUGCUGCUGCGCACGCAAACAGGAUAUAAAUCACAACAUUCACGAGGGCGUUUGUUCAGGUAUAUUUUAUUUGAAACGCAAAUAUGACCAGCUAAUGCAGCGGUUGCGAGAUGAGACAUCGUCUGCAUAUUAGCUUGACUUGGUAAUUACAACUAUUCAGACAGAGGUAAAGUUAUCAUGUUGUCUGUUUCUAGGUUGAACUGAAGGGAGUGGAGAAGCAGUCCAAGCUACAGCAUCCACUCAAAUGCUACAUUGUCUAGAAUGAGCCCGCCUCCCUGGUCGUAGUCUUCCUGGACUGGCAGUAUUCAUUAUCCAGACUGUGGAUGGUGUUCACCUUACAACCGCCUGAUGAGUACUGAGGCAGUCUUCAUCCUCUUCAUCGGUCUUGGUUGUCAGAAGUGACACACCGACGAUGGAUUCCUACAGUUGCCAAGACGGACUGCCCAGGAAAGAGCAGCCUUUGGAACUCCUGAAGCCAUCUGGCCUCAACUACAUCCAAUCUGUUGACGUGAGCGCGGCACUGCCCAUGCAGGUGCCCCCGUCAGGCCUCCCCAUGGAACUGCGCCUGGACCAGCCGUUUGGCCUGGCUCUGCGACCGGACGACCCAGGUCAGCGAGGACAGGUCCCAGGUCAGCGGGAGCAGCAGCUGCAGCAGGAGCUCCUGGCGCUGAAGCACAAGCAGCAGGUCCAGAGACAGGUGCUCAUCGCCGAGUUCCAGCGGCAGCACGAGCAGCUCUCCCGUCAGCAUGAGGCCCAGCUCCAGGAGCACGUUAAGCACCAGCAGGACCUCCUGGCCUUGAAGCAUCAGCAGGAGCUGUUGGAGCACCAGAGGAAGAUGGAGAGACACCGUCAUGAGCAGGAGAUGGAGAAACAGCAGAGGGAGCAGAAACUUCUGCUGCUCAAAAACAAGGAGCGUGGCCAGGAGAGUGCGGUGGCCAGUACGGAGGUCAAGAUGCGGCUGCAGGAGUUUGUCCUGAACAAGAAGAAGGCCCUGGCCCAACGCAGCCUCAACCACUGCAUGAGCACAGACCCACGCUACUGGUAUGGGAAGACCCAGCACAGCUCCCUGGAUCAGAGCUCCCCUCCCCAGACAGGAAUGUCCACUUACAACCACACCAUCCUGGGAAUGUACGACCCAAAAGAUGACUUCCCUCUCCGAAAGACCGCCUCUGAGCCUAACUUGAAGCUCCGGUCCAGGCUAAAACAGAAGGUGACAGAGCGCAGAAGUAGCCCGCUGCUACGCAGGAAGGAGGGUCCCAUCACCACGGCUAAGAAGCGCUCCCUGGACAUGGCUGAAUCGGCCUGCAACAGCGCUCCUGGCUCGGGUCCCAGUUCGCCUAACAACAGCUCCAGUAACAUCACCAACGAGAAUGGCGUUGUCGGCGCCACGUCCAGUAGUUCAGUAGAGGGCUCCGUGGUCCACAGGCUGGCUGGCCGAGAGGGCCCCCUGAGCCAGCUGUCUCUGUACACAUCGCCCUCCCUGCCUAACAUCACCCUGGGUCUGCCAGCCAGCGGCCCGGCCAGCGUUACGUCGGGCCAGCAGGAUGGUGACAGGCUUUCAAUGCAUGAAAGGCUUCAGAAGGGCAUCCCCAUAACCACUCCAUUCAUCCCGGGGGCCCACUUGCCCUCAUACCUGACCAACGGGGGCUCGGCUCACAAUCCCCUCCUUCAGCACAUGGCCCUCCUGGAGCAGUCCCAGAACCAGCUAGGUCUGUCCUGCUGCCUAGGUGGGAUGGCCCUGCAGUCCCCCUCCAUCCACAAGCUGCGCGGGCAGCACCGUCCCCUGGGUCGGACCCAGUCGGCCCCCCUGCCCCAGAACGCUCAGGCCCUGCAGCAGCUGGUGGUCCAGCAACAACACCAGCAGUUCCUGGAGAAACACAAGCAGCAGUUCCAGCAGCAACAGCUGCACAUAAACAAGAUGAUGGCCAAGCCCAGCGAGCCAGGACCGGGGCCGGGUCGGCAGCACGAGAGCCACCCGGAGGAGACGGAGGAAGAACUAAGGGAGCACCAAGCCCUGUGUCCCCAGGACGGAGGCCUCCUCCGGGGGGUGACGAUCAAACAGGAACCCCCGGAGCCCCAGGAAGAGGAGAGGGACCACAGGGAGAGGAUGGUCGACCAGGAGCUGCUCUUCAGACAGCAGGCUGUUCUGUUGGAACAGCAGAGGAUCCACCAGCUGAGGAACUACCAGGCUUCCAUGGAGGCAGCCGGCCUGUCAAUCACCUUCCCAGUGCACCGCCCCCUCUCCAGGGCUCAAUCUUCUCCUGCGUCCUCUUGCUUCCCGCCCAUCGUGGUUCAGCAGGAGACGCCCACCAAGCCUCGCUUCACCACAGGUCUGGUCUAUGACACGUUGAUGCAGAAGCACCAGUGCAUGUGCGGCAACACCAACACACACCCGGAACACGCCGGACGCAUCCAGAGCAUAUGGUCCAGGCUGCAGGAGACCGGGCUGAGGACCAAGUGUGAGUGUAUCCGAGGGCGGAAGGCCACUCUGGAGGAAUUACAGACGGUCCACUCGGAGGCCCACGUCCUUCUGUACGGAACCAACCCACUUCGACAGAAACUGGAUAGUUCAGUGACUCCCAUGUUUGUGAGGCUGCCUUGUGGAGGAGUGGGGGUGGACAGCGAUACCAUUUGGAAUGAAGUCCACUCAUCCAGCGCUGCUCGUCUGGCCGUGGGCUCCGUCUUGGAGCUGGUCUUCAAAGUGACAUCUGGAGAGCUCAAGAAUGGCUUUGCUGUAGUCCGGCCCCCUGGACACCAUGCGGAGGAGAGCACACCUAUGGGAUUCUGUUACUUCAAUUCGGUGGCUAUUGCAGCUAAACUCCUGCAGCAGAGGCUGAAUGUCAGUAAGAUUCUGAUUGUGGAUUGGGAUGUUCACCAUGGCAACGGCACGCAACAGGCGUUCUACAGCGACCCCAACGUUCUCUACCUGUCGCUCCAUCGCUAUGAUGACGGCAACUUCUUUCCAGGCAGUGGAGCGCCUGAUGAGGUGGGCGCUGGAGCAGGAUUGGGCUUCAAUGUGAACAUGGCUUUCACCGGGGGAUUGGACCCACCCAUGGGAGAUGCUGAGUACCUGGCUGCCUUCAGGACUGUGGUGAUGCCCAUAGCCAACCAGUUUGCUCCUGAUGUGGUGCUGGUGUCUUCUGGCUUUGAUGCCGUGGAGGGCCAUGCGUCACCACUGGGCGGGUACCGGCUGACCGCUAAAUGUUUUGGAUACCUGACCAGGCAGCUGAUGGGGCUAGCCGGGGGCCGCCUGGUACUGGCCCUGGAGGGGGGCCAUGACCUCACCGCCAUCUGUGACGCCUCCGAGGCCUGUGUCUCCGCUCUGCUAGGAAUCGAGUUGGACCCUAUUCCUGGGGAGGUGAUGCAACAAAGGCCCAACUCCAACGCCGUCCGCUCCCUAGAGAAGGUGCUGGAGGCACACGGUGAAUACUGGCCCUGUCUGCAGCGAGGCGCCUCCACGCUGGGUUACUCUCUGAGCGAGGCUUGUCGGUGUGAGACAGAGGAGGCAGAGACUGUCACCGCCAUGGCCUCCCUCUCUGUGGCCAACAAGCAGAGGAGGAGCGAGGAGGAGCCAAUGGAGGAGGAGGCGCCAAUGUAAUUGGCUGACCAGGGCUCCUUCACCGUUCAGGGACCCUUCAGAUCUCCAAUUUAGUCCUCAGCCAACCACCAACCUCUGUUUCAAUUGGACCCCAUCCCUUUGCAAUGCCCACACCCCGUCCGGAAGCUGAAUCAGUCACAUGGGACGGGGACAUCGCCGAGGGGGGAUGGGGGAUGAAGUAGACCAUGGAUGACGACACUCUCACUCGCCCAGAGUGUAUGGACUUAAAUGAGGAGCAAAUCACAAGGAGCCUCAAGUUGUCUGGCAUAUUCAGGUUGCCAUGUCAGGUUUUUACUCCAAGUGGUAUCUACGGUGACCUUGAGUCAUUCCACGCUGGCAACCUUGAGCGUUUCCAAACAGACACGCAUUCUGUGUUUUAAGCUUCAGACACAACAUUUCUCAUCGAAGCCGUUGGCUUUCGUGUUUCUUUCUCAUUUAUUCCUUGUUCAUGUACCUUUCACUGACAGAACAGCAACAGAGUGACAUGUAAUUACAACUCUGUUAACAAGCAUUUCCUCAUUGCCAUUCACGAAGGAGAUUGACAACUGGGAGACAUCACGGGUUUGCUGAAAUGUUCAACAUAAUUAUUCAAAUGGUGAAAGCAGAGUUUUUUUCUGGCUGAGGAGGUAAGGUAUUAAGCGAGGUAAAGAGACGAAGAAUGCAAAGGACCUGAGACCAGGUGUUCUGGUUCAAAACAACAGACACUUAAAAAGAUAGCGAGUUUGUGCCUUUUUUCCAGCCCAGUGGAUAUCACGAUGGACUCAAGACGAAGUGCUUUGCCUUAAAAUGAGUUUUGAGGGGAGAGAGGUGCCCCCAUCUUGCGCCUCAUCUGCUUUUUGUUGUGGUGUGACUGGCAAUGCCUGCACAAUGGCACAUAGACAAGGAGGCCCUUGGCAUGUUUACCAUGAACUGUCUGUAGCUUACUGUCCUAACCUGGUUCCUUUGGAACAUGUCAUUAACCCCUUUACUGUCCUUUAGAAGGUAGUUGCCAUGCUACACAGGGACUAACAUGGCUGGAAUCUUUUCAUUUCCCAGUGGGGCAAACCCCAAAAGUGGUUUUAAAAAUCAGCCAUCAAUGUAGCUGUCCUCUGGUAUGUAAACCCUUUACCAAAUAUGCGUCAGCUUUUCAACUGAGUUAGCUAGCAUGCACUGUCAUCUAUACUGAAGACACCUUUCAUCUUAAACUAGAAUGCUGUUCGAAGGUAGAAGUAGUAAGACAAGAAAUGAAGCCAAAGCAUGACCUUCCUGUCCGCUCAAUACCUAGGAACUGCGUGGUAUUGUUAGCAUUUUGCCACCUUGAAUUUUAGAAUGUUCUCUGCCUGGGAAUCAGAACGUUCAACCCAUUUGUAUCUUGCACAGCGUACAUUUCGAAGUGUUCGAAUGUCACAAUGUUCAGACACUCUUUCCAUCAGUUACAGGGCAGAGGCCACAAUUUAGCCAGUAAUUUGGUUCAGUUCGCCAACAGCCCAAAUUGUAUCUCAUUAAUCGCUGGGUUAACAUGGUGAGAGAGUGGCGGCCCACCCUAGUCUCUGACAUCAGGUCUACGCUCCUUAAUAGGCACAGCUGCUCCACAAGUGUCAGGUGCUACAAAGCAGGUGUGUGUGUGUGUAUGUUUGUGUGUGUGUGUUUGUGUGUGUGUGUUUGUGCGUGUAUGGACGAGCCGGUGUGACUCAUGUCACAAUCCACACUUCAUCCACUCCAACACUGUAGUGUUUCAGUUGCAGGGAAUUGUAGCCCUGUUUGCAAGACUCGUGAAAUAACUGUGCUGUAUACUCAAAAUGCAUAUGCGCGCAUGCUGUCCAAAUGAUCUUCAACGACAUACAUUUUACUUUGUUUUCUAACAUCCAUAGCUCAGAAAAUGGAGAAUUAAUGAUCCUGUGAUCCGGACAGGCUGUUUUAAAACCACCCAACUCAUGUUUAGUCUCUGAGCAACUACCUUCUGCAAUGUCACACUCACUUGUUUUUCACUGUCAGUUGAGAAGGACGAACGGAGAAGGUUGUCGUUUCCCCAUCCACCUUUCUUUGGGAUGUGCCCACUGUGGUUGUUUUGAUGACUACUCCAUACCUUGUUAUUUGAAGUGGACUCCAGCUCUUAUUGUUUUGUACUUAUGAUUUGAUUUCUUUGUUUGUUUGUUUUUUAUUCUUUUGAGUCCUUUGUCUGUGUCAAGCUUUGUACAGGUGACUUGUGAGUGAAGUUCCUUUUCAUGGGGAAAGGUUCUGGGGUUGCUAACGGAGGGGAGGGAUGCUAAUAUUUCUACUUUGUAUAAUGAUUCCAACAGUUGUGUAUUUACUAUACUGUCUGUUCAUAUCAGAUUUAUAUAUGACUACAAAAUCAAUAAGUUUAUUAUAUAUUCUAAGAUAUUGCAAUCUUGUUUUAGAGAAGAAAAAACAUUGUAUUGCAAGGUGAUAUGCUCGUUUAUCAUUUGCUGGUUUGUCCUUGGCUGGUGUUGCUGAAGGGCACUGUUCAUUAUUCCUGUCUGCCAUUGGUUGAAGGCUCAGUUCAGUUGCAUCCUGUUUACUGUAGAUUCUUCUUCAGUGCACUCCACUGACCCAGGAUCUAGUCUAACUUCCUGACACUUCACAGAGAAUGUUCCAGAACUAGGUCUUAGGUGAGAAAAAAGAUGCUCCGUUUGGAAUGGAAACUCAGAAAUGUCCUUCACCAAUAAAACACGGUGAUAACCACUUCAUGGAGGCAUGGGUUUACUGUUCAAAGACCACUGGUAUUGCAUACUUUUACCUUGGUAAAAUGUUCUGACCAAAAACCAAACACUAGCUGAAAGACUUUCAGAGUCGAUAUGGGCUGUGUAAUAUACUUGGGUUGACUUUGGAAUAACAUGAUAAUUACUCAAGGGUUUCCCUAUAAUGACUAAUGGAUAUAAGCCUAGAGGUCAUAGUUGACUCAUUAAUUCCCCCAUCACCCUUUAACCUCACCCAUCCUGCCCCUCUACUCUCUGACAGCUGUAGCAGAUGAAUACUGAGGUCAAGGGUCAUCUCAGUAGACCCAGUCCUUGCCAAUGGAGCAGACUAUAAGUUAAACUGCCCAGUGUUUUCAGAGUUCUAUAAAAUAUUACCAAUAAUUGCCUACAAUAUGACUGAAAUAAUUUUCACUUUUAUCAACUAUUUUAUAAAAACAGCUUUUCCUGAAAUUAAUACUGUAGGCAUGCCCCAGCAAUUGAAUGGUGAGGGCACCAGAUACCAGUCAUAAAAAAAUAUGAACGUGAGUAGAACUGAUUGGGCAGCUCAUCCUUCACUAGGAGUCUGAUUGGCCAGCUACUCCUCCUUAGAAGGAUUACAUGGUUUGUUUGAGUGGUCUUUCCUCCAAUUUACACUUGAGUCACAGAUAGAAAUAAAGAUUGAGUUAACAUUAUUUGGAUAAUUGAGAUAUAAUUAACUUUUUAACUUUAUUGCUAGAGAGUUACUUCAACAGUAUGCAUCCCAUUGGUGGUUGUUGUUAUUGUAUUAGUGUAUUAUAGCAACUUGUCAUGCACAUUUUCUCAGGAUGUCUAUCAGAACCAGCCUCAGCAAUGGCAGUCACAGUUUAAUCACUUGUAUUCAAACAAUCUUUCUGAAAGGGCCUUUACACUGUUUGGUUAUCAUGGUGUCCAGGUAGUAAUUUAAACAUUCUCUCAACCAGACUCAACAAAAGACAUUCCACUCGCUUUGUUUUUAUACUGUUUUAUCAUGGGGCAUUUAUUCUGCUUAUUUUUCCCUCCCCCCCCAAAGCCGGGCCUGCGGAUUGUCUGAGGUUUAUUUGAAGGGCCUGGCUGUUGGAUUCCACACCAUUCCUCUCCUUCCACCUCUUCAGCUUUCUCUGCAUGGUCUGUGUGUGGGCAUGCCUGUCUCUGUCCCUGUAUCAUAUCUGCACAAGGAAACAGCACUGAAUGGACCCAAGUACAUUUUUAGUACGGCAUUGGGAUUCUGGAGCAAGAGCAUGGCACCGGAAACUCUUUCUUUUGCUCCUUUUUUUUUUUUUUU